AGUUGAGUGUGUGGUGCUCAAGAGUGGUGACUGUUCGUUCGACAAGAACAUAUUCUACACAUUUUUUUUUCUUUCAAUAAAAUAUCUGUAAAAAUAGCCAAUAUUUUUAAGAUGGAGAUGUAAAUAUUUAACGAACUCUAAAACAAUGUGAAAAUAUUUGGAAAAAAAUUGAAAACCAAAGGAUCAGGAACCAAAGAACAAACACUUUUAAAUAUUAUACCAAAGAACCAGACCAUUCGUAUUGAUCUUGUUGAGUGAAUGAAUAUGAGCGCUGGAAUUUCCCAGCAAUUUUGUGUCCGAUGGAACAGUCACCUCGGCAGUCUAGGAGCGGCUUUCCCUCAACUGUUAGCCGGUCAACGGUUCGUUGACGUAACACUUGCUUGCGAAGGCCAUCAGGUCCACUGUCAUCGAUUAGUAUUAGCUGCGUGUUCCACAUAUUUCGAAAGUCUACUCGGCGAAAAUCCAUGCAAACAUCCCAUAAUCAUUCUGCCGCGAGACAUAAAACUAUGGGAGAUACAAGCACUGGUCGAUUUUAUGUACAAAGGCGAAGUGAAUGUAUCUCAAGCGGGAUUACCGGAUCUACUCAAAUGUGCAGAAGCAUUACAAAUUCGUGGUCUAUGCGGAACGGACGCAGCUUUAAAUUUGAAUCAUAUAACAAAUAGUACAACAACGUCCUCGUCGGCAUCGACCACAAACAAUAAUACGUCAUUGCAUCACAUAACCGCCACAAAUUCAACAGCCAAUACAGUUUCAACCACACCCGCCACAAACCAUUCAUCCACGAUAACACCAUCAAACACAUCGACUCCGUGUAUAUCGCGAUCCGGUAGCAGUAGUAAAGUUGUCAUUGGCCCUGCCAUUUCGUCUCCUAGCGGUACAACGGCUGGUUUAGAUGUAACAUCGUCUACAUCACAAAUAACGAAUAUUCUACGCACUGAACUGUUAAAUGCGGCCACAAUCAAACUAUCCGCUCAAUCAACAACCAGCAACGCCUCAUCGGUUUCACGUGCUGGUACGAGUAUAAGCCUGGAUGAUGGAGAUGAUAGUGCCAAUGGAAGCGGAAGUGAAUUGAAUAUCAAAGAUGAUGAUGAAUCAGAUUUGAAAAUGAGAGUGGACUACAGUGACGAUCUGGAUGGAUCAGGAAAAUUGCAAUCUGAAACUGUUGAUGAACAACAACCACCUCAAAACCGUCAAACCCCACCAGAUAGCCAAAUAACUACAAAUCGCCGCCAAUCGUCUCUACACCAGCAACAUACUAAAUCUCGAGAUAUCUGUAAAUCUCUUACAUCGUCGCCUGCAAUUGGCGACGAUGUCGUCAUCGUCGGCGGUGGUAGUAACGGUGGUGGUGGUGGGAAUAUACGUGUUAAGUCCAAUGAAAAUCUAUUUGAAAAUUACAAAUCACGAAACCUAUCGCCACAUAAAACACACCGAAAUGCAAUCGGUAGUGACAUAGUGAACAAAAAUAGUGUUACAAACAAGCCUCUGUCGAAGACACCAACUGCUUCCCUACCACCACCAUUAGUCGACGAUUCUUUUUGUGUAAUCGACGACGAAGAAUAUGAUGAUGAUGACGACGAAAUUGUCGAAAUGCCACCGCAACUGCCACCGUCUCUAAAAUACAACUCGAAUACAAUGACCAUAUCGGUCAAACCGAUCACAACCAUGAAAAGGUCGAACCAACCCCGACACACCGAGAAAUCGGCAAGACCAUCGGAUCCGCAGGCCGACACAAAUGCAUCAAAUAUGUCGGGAGAAAAUUUUGAAAAUAUAAUUUGUUCGCCAAAUUUAAUUGAAAUUCCGUACAUGGAUGACGAAUACGAAGUCGAUGAUGAUAUCCAGCAACAGGAACAGCGCGAUUCAACUUACAUUUGUGAUGAUGCCGAUAUGCCUAAUGCAGCAAUGUCUGAUGAAGCCAUGCCUCGUCUGAUUCCAUUCGGAUUGCUCCAGACACAAAUAAAGGAUGAGGGUGCCGAGUACCACGACAAUAUGCCAAAGAAUUUGUUCGCUUCGAGCGCUUAUCGGCGAUCAAUGGGAAAUCUCUCGAUGACGCAUAACAAUGGGAAAUCGUUUAGUCGGAAAAUUUUGCUGAAAAAGGGUAUGACCAUUUUGAAUAACGGUGGCAGUUCUCCAUCACCGAGCGCUGUGGUACUUCGUAAUCCACGUGGGAAUCAACCGAGAACAUACACGACGGACGCUUUAUAUGCGGCUUUAAUGGACGUUAAAGAGGGUGAAAGUAUUUACAGAGCAUCACAAAUCCACAAAGUGCCACGGAAAACGCUGCGCAACUGGAUGAAGCGAUGGCACAUUAAAUCCGCUUUUCCGAUGCCUCGACAACUGAAGCAAGCAGCUGAGAACAAAAAGUUGAAGAAAAUCAUCGGUGACCAGUUGUCCACCACAAUAACAAUGGUCAAACCACAAUAGCAAGGAAUUAUGACAAGUGCUUCUACGCAAAUAAUUUAGGUUAAAAUU
Molecule: messenger RNA, 2469 nt
Organism: Bradysia coprophila
Lineage: Eukaryota; Metazoa; Arthropoda; Insecta; Diptera; Sciaridae
Biological process (GO): regulation of transcription by RNA polymerase II
Cellular component (GO): nucleus
Molecular function (GO): protein binding
Source: RefSeq, a predicted model, not a curated record